AUGACGCUAAUUUCCAAAAACUCCUCAAAUAAGAAAACCCCUCCAUCGCCACUGAGAAAUACUUCUCCUCAGACGCCAACCAUAAAUGUCACUCCGGCACAAGAAAAACUGGACUCUUUAUUACAACAAGAAUCCGAGUUUAUUUUUAUUUCUCCCAUAAAUUCUCCAACCUUUCCAGUGUCGGCAGGCAACAAUCGUAAUCUGAAAGUCCCACCGCCAGUCCACAUCUCCACGACAACCGCACAACAUGAAGACAUCCCAACCUACGAGCACACUAAAAUAGACAUGCCUCCGUCAUAUCAGACCAGUCUAAAAUCCACCUCGAACAGAAAAUCCGCUCCAAAACCGUUAGUACUAAAUUCUAUGGAAACGGAAGAACCAUGGCCAAUAACAAAAAAAUUAUUCUUCUUGGGCUUCUUCUUCUGGCCACUUUGGUUCGUUG
Molecule: messenger RNA, 442 nt
Organism: Acaulospora morrowiae
Lineage: Eukaryota; Fungi; Glomeromycota; Glomeromycetes; Diversisporales; Acaulosporaceae
Source: the annotation of a GenBank genome assembly